Messenger RNA from Spodoptera litura, 3030 nucleotides. RefSeq names its product ATP-binding cassette sub-family G member 4. Gene Ontology annotation, molecular function: ATP hydrolysis activity; ABC-type transporter activity; ATP binding. Gene Ontology annotation, cellular component: plasma membrane. NCBI's taxonomy places the organism in Eukaryota, Metazoa, Arthropoda, Insecta, Lepidoptera, Noctuidae. The record is from RefSeq and is a predicted model, not a curated record. Gene Ontology annotation, biological process: transmembrane transport.
GAACCGCUCAGUUGAGCACUCGGCUGCGAGUAGUGCGCGCGCGGUCUUGGCGCGAAACGCGCGUCUCUUCAAUCGCAAUCACUUACUUCUUUGUGACGUACGAAUGACCAACUGAGUUUCUUAGUUAAAUAAAAAUCAUUGUGUUUUGUUCAAAAUGAAAGUGGACAAAGAAUCGUGCCUUCCGGGCCCUGUGGACACUAAGCCGAUGUUAUCCGACAGGAAAGGGAGUCUUAAGGUGACCAUCACCCCGGCACAACACAGGACCCUCACACACUUGCCCAAGAGACCGCCUGUGGAUUUGGCGUUCACUGAUCUGACAUACAAAGUGCAGGAGGGAAGAAAAAGCAAUGUGAAGACAAUUCUCAAGUCGGUCUCUGGCCGACUCCGGUCAGGCGAGCUGACGGCCAUUAUGGGACCUUCAGGCGCUGGCAAAUCCACACUCCUUAAUAUCCUCACAGGAUACAAGACAUCGGGUAUGGAAGGCAGUAUCACAGUGAAUGGUAUGGAGCGCAACCUCUCAAGUUUCCGUAAGCUGUCCUGCUACAUCAUGCAGGACAACCAGCUCCAUGGUAACCUGACUGUGGAGGAGGCCAUGGCUGUAGCCACUGCUCUGAAGCUGCCCAGUGCCACCACCAGCGCUGAUAAGGAGGAAGUGAUUCACGAAAUCCUGGAAACCCUUGGUCUAUCAGAACACCACAAGACGAUGACCUCGAAUCUCUCUGGAGGUCAGAAAAAACGACUUUCGAUCGCCUUGGAGCUGGUGAACAACCCUCCUAUUAUGUUCUUUGACGAGCCCACUUCUGGUCUGGACAGUUCUUCUUGCUUCCAAUGUAUAUCUCUGCUGAAGACCCUGGCUAGGGGUGGCAGGACCAUCAUCUGCACUAUCCAUCAACCUUCUGCGAGGCUGUUCGAGAUGUUCGAUCAUUUGUACACGUUGGCUGAUGGACAGUGUGUGUACCAGGGAAGCACUGGACGACUUGUUGAAUGGCUCGGCAGUUUGAGCCUGCAGUGUCCGUCGUACCACAACCCGGCUUCAUUCAUCAUUGAAGUGUCCUGCGGCGAGUACGGAGACAAUACUGGCAAGCUGGUGCGAGCUAUUGACAAUGGAAAGAAUGAUAUUAGAAACGGCAUGCCGUUCCCUGAGAGCAAAGUGCCAGACUACAACAAUAAGAAGGCAAUGGAAGAGUCACUGAACACGGAAUGGAACAAGAAUGACCUGUCUCAAGUCCAGGAGAAGUUCAGAGAUGGCAACAAUGCUACCAAUGGAAACGGCAACUUACAGAAUGGAAUCUUGCAGUAUGCUGCUAGCGAAAUUGCUAAAGGUGAACCGCUGGUAGUCCAAAUGGAUUCGGAGAAGCAGGAUAAUGUGGAAGUGGCACUGUUGGGUGGCGAGGGCUCGCCCAGACGUUAUGCGACGUCAGAACUCACCCAGUUCUGGGUGGUACUUAAACGAACACUGCUGUUCAGCAGACGAGAUUGGACUCUGAUGUACCUCCGUUUGUUCGCGCACAUCCUGGUCGGCUUCUUGAUUGGUGCACUGUACUACGACAUCGGUGACGACGGCUCCAAAGUACUCUCAAAUCUUGGUUUCCUGUUCUUCAAUAUGCUGUUCCUCAUGUAUACUUCUAUGACCAUCACUAUUCUUAGUUUUCCCCUUGAGAUGCCUGUGCUGGUGAAAGAACACUUCAAUCGAUGGUACUCGCUACGGUCUUACUAUCUCGCCAUCACUGUUUCGGAUAUACCAUUCCAGGCAAUAUUCUGUGUGAUCUACGUGGUGAUAGUAUACUUGCUGACGUCGCAGCCACCGGUUUGGUUCCGAUUCGCGAUGUUUCUGUCAUCCUGUCUGCUCAUCUCGUUCGUGGCGCAGAGUGUAGGACUUGUAGUCGGGGCUGCUAUGAAUGUUCAGAACGGCGUGUUCCUGGCUCCAGUAAUGUCAGUACCGUUCCUACUGUUCAGUGGAUUCUUUGUGUCAUUCAACGCGAUCCCGGUGUACCUGCGGUGGAUCACGUACCUGUCUUACAUCAGAUACGGGUUCGAGGGCACUGCUCUCGCCACGUACUCCUUCGAUAGACCCAAGCUUAAAUGUCAUCAGACUUACUGUCACUUCAAGAACCCUGAAACCACUUUGGAAGAGCUGGACAUGUUGAACGCUGAUUUCACGCUGGACAUCGCAGCUCUCUGUCUCAUCUUCCUCGUCCUACGUAUAUCUGCGUUCCUCUUCCUCCGCUGGAAACUCAAAUCUACCAGAUAAGCGAUAUUAAACCUACGUUACAUAUAUUUAGGGUAGCAAACCAAACGACAAGUUAUUUUAAGUUAGGGUUGUCACUUUGUCAUCACUUAUGUGAUAUCGACCUACUAAUGGUGCCGAAUGUUGAGUUUAUAAUGCAAUUUUAAAAGCGAUAGCUGUUUAUUUAUAUCGAAUUCAUGCCAAAGGGGUUCCUAUAGAAGGAAUUGGAAUAACAAAAACUAAUAUUUCUUUUAAAUAUUGUUAUUAUACCAGCUCUGGGUGUUAUGUGGUUGCUAACAGAUUAUAUAAUUAUGAGACAAAGUAACAAUAGUUAGUUAGUUAUGUUUACGCAGUUAUUGUGAUAAAGAUGUUAUAUAUACUGUAGAACAACGGGACUGUGCUUUUCGAAUAUUUUAUGACAAAGUAUAGGAUCCCACAAAUCAGAUAUUUAGAAGUCUAACAUGAAAAUAACGUCCUGUCCAUAUGUCCAUUUUCAUUGCAAAACAUACAUUAACUAGUUAUAACUAUCGUAGAAUGAUUGUAACAAGAAAGGAACGAUUACUGGGGUCAUUAAACUUUUGACAGAUAGAAGAAAAGAAAAAGAAAAAAAACUGACUUUGAGCCAUUAUGGUGAAUUUAGAGCUGACCCCAAAUAAGGACGUUGAAAAAUAGACAAGGUCUCUUUAAAAAACGACUGGCGUCUAGCUAAUAAAGACUUAAACACAUUGACACGAAAGACAUCUGUCAUUUUUCACGCACACAUACCAAAACCACUGACUCUUUUGUGCUUCAAUCACUUCUAA